GAGAGGGAGUGCAAGGAGGCGGCGCUUACCGGGAGGGGCGUGGCGACUGCGUUGUCACUCACCAGCAGUUGCCACUUCUCGUGGGCGGUCCUGCGAGAAGCGGCAUCCAAUGGGAGCGGACGCUGCUCGUGUCGCCAUGGUGACGGGGCUGUGCCCAAGGAGGUUGUGAUGAUUUGACAGGUGCGUGACAAUCGGAGCUCUCUGCAAGCAUGUACGCCAAAGGCAAGAGUAGCAACGUGCCGUCCGACAGCCAAGCCAGAGAAAAGUUAGCUCUGUAUGUAUACGAGUACCUGCUGCAUGUAGGAGCCCAGAAGUCAGCACAGACCUUCCUCUCAGAGAUCCGAUGGGAGAAGAACAUCACAUUAGGAGAACCUCCGGGGUUCCUCCAUUCUUGGUGGUGUGUUUUCUGGGACCUGUACUGUGCUGCCCCAGAGAGAAGAGACACAUGUGAGCACUCCAGUGAGGCCAAGGCCUUCCAUGACUACAGUGCAGCAGCAGCUCCCAGCCCUGUGCUUGGGAACCUUCCCCCAGGAGAAGGCAUGCCAGUCGGUCCGGUCCCACCAGGAUUUUUUCAGCCUUUUAUGUCCCCUCGAUACCCUGGAGGACCCAGACCACCUCUCAGAUUACCCAAUCAGGGGCUUGGUGGUGUGCCAGGAAGUCAGCCGAUGUUGCCCAGUGGCAUGGACCCCACAAGACAGCAAGGACAUCCAAAUAUGGGCGGACCAAUGCAGAGGAUGACGCCACCAAGAGGCAUGGUGCCACUCGGGGCCCAGGGCUACGGAGGAGGGAUGAGGCCACCACUGAAUGCGCUAGUUGGGCCUGGGAUGCCAGGCAUGAAUAUGGGGCCAGGAGCGGGGAGACCCUGGCCAAAUCCUCCAAAUUCAAACUCUACUCCUUAUUCAUCUGCGUCACCAGGCAGUUAUGUGGGACCUCCAGGAGGAGGGGGGCCGCCAGGCACUCCGAUAAUGCCAAGUCCGGCAGAUUCAACCAACUCUGGUGACAACAUGUACACGAUGAUCAACACAGUCCCUCCAGGUGGCAGUCGACCAAAUUUUCCCAUGGGUGCAGGUGGUGACGGCCCAUUAGGAGGAAUGGCUGGAAUGGAGCCACAUCACAUGAAUGGCUCAUUAGGGUCUGGCGAUAUGGACAGUCUCCCAAAAAAUUCUCCGGGUAAUCUGAGUAUGAGUAACCAGCCAGGAACCCCCAGAGAGGAUGGAGAGAUGGGUGGAAACUUCCUCAACCCUUUUCAGAGUGAAAGUUAUUCUCCAAACAUGACCAUGAGCGUGUGAGGACUCGGAAAGCGUCGUGUUAAUCUGCUUCCAAGCUUUGGCAAAAAGCAAAGGAACAUGUAGUCCUGUGACUCCUCCUCACCCUCAACCCCCCACCCCCCAGCCAGGACAGAGACCCAGACCUUUGGCCCACCAUCAUCCUCACGUCCCCCGUCGUUUGUGUCGCCUCUAAAUUGCCUCAUUCUUGGCCACUGUCAGCAGUUCCUCUUCUGCAACUAUGCGAUUGUACAAAAGGAACCAGUCAAACACAUGGAGGAAAAGUGUGUGUAUAUUUGUGUUUGUGACAGCACACACACAACAUUUUAUGUCCUGACACACAGACAGCCAGCAUCCUAUUUAUUUUUAAGUUUCAAGACAAUCUGGUUGGAUGGAUGGUUAACUUCACUUUACUGUAACUGGUUGUCAACAUGGACUUGUUUUUAUUACUUUUUCUGUCAAAUCUUUCUCACAAGAAAAUUAAGGAGACAUUGAUGAUUUUUCUACAUUUUCGUCAUCUUGUGAGACGACCACCCACUCUGUGUUCUUUCAAACAGGUUGUUUCAUUUCAUGUGUAAUUCUAGCAGUCAAGGCAAGGCAAAGACUGACAUAAUGGUGUAAUGAUGUUACAUGAACAUUGAACGUAAAAUAAUUUGACUUGGGGAUUUAGUUAAGGCCCUUGCAAGUUCUUUAAACUUUGAUACCAAAUAUUGUACAAAUCAGUGGUUACUAUUACAUGUUGCUUCAUGAUUGCUGUUGCACAUGUGCCCUGCUGCAGCCUCUUUCCUUUGGGUUAAAAUAUUAAAUUAAGUAAUAAAGGAAAGGAAAAGGGCCUAGUGGUUAGCAUGUUGGCCAAACAGUCAGAAGAUCUGGGUUCAAAUCUCAGUUGGGCAUCUCUCUGUGUGGAGUGUGCAUGUUCUUUUUUCCAGGUACUCUGGCUUCCUCCCACAUUCCAAAAAUAUGCAUGUUAGGUUCAUUGGAGACUCUAAAUUGUCCAUAGGAGUGAGUCGUUGUUUGUCUAUAUGUUCCCUGCGAUUGACUGGCACCAGUCCAGGGUGCACCCCCGCCUCUCUCUUGAAGUCAGCUGAGAUAGGCUCCAGCCAGAAAGUGAGCAAGUUUCUACAUCAUGUUUUUCAAUGUUUUAUUUAUCAUGUAAAAAAAGGUCCACGAGCCUGUGAAUAUCUUCUCUCCACCUUCCUAACUGCAAAGUGUACAGCCCCCAAAUGUAGCUCCCUGUCUUGUAUGUGUAUUUGAUAUUAUAAUUCAUAUUAUUUAAGGACAAUUCUUAUUGUAAACAGGAGGAUAAUGUUGAUGAUGCGCCGUGACAACUUAACACAGAUACAGUAACUGUUAUUUGUGGUUCUUUUUGUAAGUAUGAAGCCAUAAGUGGGACUACCAGAGGAUGCAGUUGUACAUUGGACCAUGUUUGGUGACAGUAUGUUGAACUCCAUUUGUGAUGUGUUCAUUCUCGCUUUUUUUAUUCUUGUAUUAAGUUUUUGUAAAUAUACGGAGAAGUAUUUCAAUGUUUUUGAAUAUGCUGGUAUAAAGCUUCUCUUCCCUCAGCCGAA
This is a messenger RNA of Doryrhamphus excisus (bluestripe pipefish), 2833 nucleotides long. Its product is annotated as single-stranded DNA-binding protein 2. Gene Ontology annotation, molecular function: protein binding; single-stranded DNA binding. NCBI's taxonomy places the organism in Eukaryota, Metazoa, Chordata, Actinopteri, Syngnathiformes, Syngnathidae. Gene Ontology annotation, cellular component: nucleus. The record is from RefSeq and is a predicted model, not a curated record. Gene Ontology annotation, biological process: positive regulation of transcription by RNA polymerase II.